Molecule: messenger RNA, 550 nt
Organism: Hirundo rustica (Barn swallow)
Lineage: Eukaryota; Metazoa; Chordata; Aves; Passeriformes; Hirundinidae
Product: hemoglobin subunit beta-like
Exons: 3
Coding region: 107-550 (147 amino acids)
Biological process (GO): oxygen transport; hydrogen peroxide catabolic process
Cellular component (GO): hemoglobin complex; haptoglobin-hemoglobin complex; blood microparticle
Molecular function (GO): oxygen binding; heme binding; peroxidase activity
Source: RefSeq, a predicted model, not a curated record
GCCGCUGCCCCGCCGGGGGCCGGGCAGGGGCCGGGGCCGGGGAUAAAAACCCGCCGGGGUCGGGCUCAGCUCCGGGGUCCUCCCGCAGCCCAGCGAAGCCGGCAGCAUGGUGCACUGGACAGCCGAGGAGAAGCAGCUCAUCAGCGGGCUCUGGGGCAGGCUCAGCGUGGAGGAGUGCGGCGCCGAGGCCCUGGCCAGGCUGCUGAUCGUCUACCCCUGGACCCAGAGGUUCUUCGGCGACUUCGGGAACCUGUCCAGCCCCACGGCCAUCAUCGGCAACCCCAAGGUGCGCGCCCACGGCAGGAAGGUGCUCACCUCCUUCGGGGAAGCCAUCAAGAACCUGGACAACCUCAAGGGCACUUACUCCCAGCUGUCCGAGCUGCACUGCGACAAGCUGCACGUGGACCCCGAGAACUUCAGGCUCCUGGGUGACAUCCUGGUCAUCGUCCUGGCCACGCACUUCACCAAGGACUUCACCCCUGCCUGCCAGGCCACGUGGCAGAAGCUGGUCGGGGUGGUGGCCCACGCCCUGGCCCGCAAGUACCACUAG